ACCUUAUGCAGAAUACUGACCAAGAAUGGAUCAUUUGGCGCAGAUUUUCACCCAGCAGGACGAGCUAAUCGCUCCAGUUGGUGCUUAUCAAAACGAAUAUGAAGCUAUCAAGGCACUGCACUCUCUGUCGGGAGAGAAGAGGCAGCGCUUCCAGAAUUUAACGAGGAAGCUGCUUGGGGACUUGGACCAGCCGCAUGAUAGGAAAGCGAUCGCCGAAAGAUCACGGAUGUGGCGAAAUAAGGGCAACAGUCUAUUUAGAUCCUCCGCAAUGGAAUUUGGACCAGACGCGGAGGCGGAACGGGUCCUCGGAGCAUGUCGCCUCUACACAAAGGCCGUGCUAGUCGCAGAAGACGUUGAAGAUGAACUCUGUUUGGCAUUUGCUAACCGCGGAAUAGCACUGCAAGAGUACGGCUACUACCAAGAGGCCUACGACGACUGCGCCAAUGCCCUCGAGUUUGGGUAUCCCAGGAGACUGCAGCACAAGGUAAUCAUACGGCAAGCUCACUGUGCCGCGAAGCUAAAACGAACCGAGCAACUGGCAGAGAACAUAGCGUGCUUAGAGAAGUUGCAGCUGAACGAAAGAUUUCGCCAGCAGCUGGAGGAUCUAAAAGAGAAUCUGGAGAUGCUGCGCGGACAGUCGUCAAGCGAGAAAUCAGUCGAGGAACAAGAGAAGAACGAUCCCAUCCAGGAAAUCGUCUGUCAGUCUGGCAGCCGUGGGCGCCACAUGAUUGCCAAGGAAGCUAUACCGCAGGGAAAAAUCAUAUUCAGGGAGCAGGCCACGUGCUUUGUGCCCCUGGAACAGAGAUUAAUUUGCCAGCAAUGCGCCUGCAGCCUGAUGUGCGCUCCUAUACCCUGUCCGAAGUGUCGGCAGCGUGUGGUCUACUGCUCACGGGAGUGUAGAGAGCGGCACAAAUCAAUCCACAGAUUCGAAUGUGUCGCUUACCGCAAAGAUCUGCUCAAAAUGGUUGGCGUUUCGCACUUGGCACUGCGCAUGGUCCUGAGCUAUAUGCCGUCGAUGCUGCCACAGCUGCAGGAAUGCGCCAGCUCGGCCGAGAUGUGGUCCACACUCAUGACUCUGACCACGGGCGCCGACAAGGAAGACGAGCAGACACCGCAGUAUCUGCAGAGCCUGCGCAUGAUAAGCCACCUGGACAAGGCUCCGCAAGCGGAGUUGGUCUACCAUAUGCUCUGCGCCAACCUACUGCAAGUCUAUCUGAAGGAGUGCACGGACUUCUUUGCUCAGUUCCAGCCCUCGAGUGCCUCCCUUGAGGAUUGGCACUUGAUUGUAGCCGCUUUGAUACUCCGUAGUGCCGGUCAGCUCCUGGUUAACGGCCAUGUCGGGGACGCCCUCCUGCCCGUGAACCUGGAGGCCAAUGAGUUUGGCCUACUGCAGUCGGAAAUGUGGCAGAAACCGCGCCACCUGCAGCUGGGUCAACUGCACAAUCUGAGUCAAACGGAGCCCCUCACAGCCAUCAAUUUGCCCCAUCUGAGCAUAUGCAAUCAUGCCUGUGCACCCUGCAUACGCACCAAGUUCGACGGCUGCACGGCGGUCUGCUACUCUGCAGUGGACAUCGAAGCUGGCGACGAGAUCUUCAACUGCUACACGAUGGACUACAGGAAGAGCAUGCUUCGCCAGAGGUCACAGCCGUUGCAGGAAGUUUACAAGUUUGAAUGCAGCUGCGCGAAGUGCACGCGCACCGAUCCAGACCAGGACUACUUGAAGUUCCAUCGGUAUCGCUGUGAAAACGAGAGCUGCCUUCGAGAAUUUGUGCCGGAGCCACUGCCCCAUCAGACUAACCUCAAUUGGUGGCUGCAGAGCCCGGAUGCAGCGGAAGCUUCUGUUUGCUGUCCUGUCUGCAAAGAGACCCAGGUCUUCGCCUGGUACAAUGAUUUUAUGUGCCUCAUCGACAGCUGUGCCGAGGCCAAGGCAAGGCGAGAACUCUACAAGGCAUUCGAUGGUGUGGACCAGUAUCUGUUGGGACACCACAUCUUGAAAAGGAAGCUGGCGGAAGCGCUCAUCGAACCAUGUUUUGCCGAAAUGGACGAGGGCUGCGUUUUGGACGACGUGGACUACGAGAAUCUGACGCGUAUAGUCGAGACACAGCUGGAGGGCACUGCCGCUCAGAGUGGCGGCAACUCCAUGGAGUAUAUCAGCCAGAUGACCUAUCUGUGGGAUCUAUGGGCAUUGAGCAAAUGCAAGCGCAGCGAGCAGCAGCUGCAGGAGAUGAAGGGCAAGCUGGAGUACCUGGCCGCUGAGCACAGGGAGAUCUUUGAGAACUAUUACAACGAUUUCAUUGAGCAACAAUGUAAAUAACACAGUACACAAUGCAUUUGUUUCGAGUCGCGGAAUAAAACGUGCUACUAUAAGGGUUAAUAUACAGCCACAGUGUAGUGUGGCCGUUUGGAAAACACAAGAAAAACAGAAGUCAGCUGUUAACUGUUCACGAACUAGUUCCGUGUAAGCCGCAAAGAAGAAUGAAAAUAAAAAAGCGCAAACAAAUUAAAAA
Messenger RNA from Drosophila subobscura, 2507 nucleotides. RefSeq names its product SET and MYND domain-containing protein 4 (gene Smyd4-1). Lineage: Eukaryota; Metazoa; Arthropoda; Insecta; Diptera; Drosophilidae. Bases 26 to 2314 code for a protein of 762 amino acids. Gene Ontology annotation, molecular function: protein binding. The transcript is spliced from 4 exons. The record is from RefSeq and is a predicted model, not a curated record.